This is a messenger RNA of Lonchura striata (white-rumped munia), 1594 nucleotides long. The record is from RefSeq and is a predicted model, not a curated record. NCBI's taxonomy places the organism in Eukaryota, Metazoa, Chordata, Aves, Passeriformes, Estrildidae.
ACAAGAUAGUGAAACAGGCUGGUGAGCUGAAAAAUGCCCAUGUUUGUGAAGUGGGCCCUGGGCCAGGAGGAAUUACCAGAUCCAUUCUCAGUGCUGGUGUUGAACAACUCCUUUUAAUUGAAAAAGAUGCUCGAUUUAUUCCAGGAUUGCAGAUGCUAUCUGAAGCAGCUCCAGGAAAGGUGUGCAUCGUUCAUGGAGAUAUCCUGACCUAUAAGAUGGAGAAGGCUUUUCCAAAGCACUUAAAAAAAAGCUGGGAUGAUGAACCACCAGAUAUACAUGUCAUUGGGAAUCUGCCCUUCAGUGUUUCAACUCCUCUGAUCAUCAAGUGGCUUGAGAAUGUUUCAAAAAGGGAUGGACCUUUUAUUUAUGGCAGGACACAGAUGACGCUGACUUUUCAAAAGGAAGUUGGGGAGAGACUUACAGCUAAUCCAGGAAGUAGCCAACGCAGCAGACUGUCCAUCAUGGCUCAGCAUCUCUGCACUGUGGAAAACUGUUUCAUAAUUCCAGGUCAAGCUUUUGUUCCAAAGCCAGAGGUGGAUGUGGCUGUGGUGCAUUUCACUCCAUUGGUGCAACCAAAGAUACAGCAGCCAUUUGAGCUGGUAGAAAAAGUGGUUCAAAGUGUUUUUCAGUUUAGAAGAAAAUACUGCUUUCGUGGAAUUGAGACCUUGUUUCCUGAAAAGGGGCGCUUGAAAAGAACAGAACGGCUGAUGAUGACAGCAAAUGUUGAUCCAACUCUGCGUCCUUUUCAGCUCUCUAUGUCACAGUUUAGAAACCUGUGCAAUGCAUACAGGAAAAUGUGUGAUGAAGACCCAAGCCUUUUUGUGUUCAACUACAGAGAAGAACUGCGGCAAAAGAAGAUGACAAGAAGUUUACUUGGAAGUACUGGUCAGCCUGAACAGACUGAAGAGGAAAAUCAGCUGUGACAGCACAAUUCUCGUUUUUUUAAACUAGUUUUAACUCCUUGAUCUACAGGUGUUGACUCAGUCAAAGAAGGUUUAGAUGGUCCUACAUCUGUGCAGAUAUGAAAGACUUACUUUUGAGAAAGUGGUAGAGAGAGAAGGCAUCUCUCUAUUCCAUUCAUCUGCAGACAAAAGGGAAAGGACAAUCCAGGGAUUUUUUUACUUCAGGGAAAUGGCUAGAACACAUACCGAGAAACAAGGUGCGUUGUGAGACAGUAAUUAAGUUGCAAUAAGUCUGAUAUAAUUGAAUUCUGUUUGAAUGAAAGUGCUUUACUGAAAUUGAAGAAAAAUACUUUUCAGAUAUCAGCACAUAAGAUAGUGUUGGGUUUUUGUGCUUUUUUUAUCCUGGAACAUCCUACUGUGCGGAAUAACUUAAAAAACAGAAGCCAAGAUUCUUAUAAAUACACUCAAGUGACUGGCUUACGGGAGGAUAAAGUGCACCAAUUGCCUCAAGGUCUGCUAAUACUCUUCUCAUUUAUGCAGAAGCAAAGAAUUUGGGACUUAAAGCUCCAGUUACAGAAAAGCAGCACAAUAAAAAGUAGAAAACAUGGCUAAGUACAAUACUUAUUUGUCUUUUACUGUACAGGCUCAUAGAGAAAAUAAAAAAUACAGUCAAAUAAAAGAUUACAGGCCAA